Molecule: messenger RNA, 483 nt
Organism: Brassica napus (rape)
Lineage: Eukaryota; Viridiplantae; Streptophyta; Magnoliopsida; Brassicales; Brassicaceae
Exons: 1
Coding region: 1-483 (160 amino acids)
Source: RefSeq, a predicted model, not a curated record
AUGUCAAAGAUUGCGAAUCUUGAUUUCAGUGCUUUGAAAAGCAAUGGUGACAACUACUUGGAAUGGGCGCUUGAUGCAAAGAUCAUGCUGCGAUCAAAAGAUCUUGGUGACACAAUCACCGAAGACAACAAUUCCAGUGACAAAGACAAGUAUAGAGCUAUCUACAUGAUACGCCACCAUCUCCAAGAGAACUUGAAAACUCAGUACAUGACCAUGGAAAAUCCAUAUGACCUUUGGAUCGCUUUACAGCGAAGAUAUGACCACCAGAAAACGGUGUUGCUUCCAAAGACUCAAUAUGAUUGGAAACACAUAAGGUUCUUGGACUACAAAUCAGUAGACGAGUACAACUCAGUCCUGUUCAGAAUUGUGUCAUUGUUAAGGUUAUAUGGUGAAAAAGUAACCGAGGAAGAGAUGCUUAAUAAAACUCUCUCCACGAGUCAGACAAAGUUGAUCACAUGGAGUUUGAAACUUCAGACAUACUGA